Xenopus laevis (African clawed frog) is the source of this 1952-nucleotide messenger RNA. RefSeq lists its product as uncharacterized. The coding region runs from base 268 to 1191 and encodes 307 amino acids. NCBI's taxonomy places the organism in Eukaryota, Metazoa, Chordata, Amphibia, Anura, Pipidae. The transcript is spliced from 2 exons. The record is from RefSeq and is a predicted model, not a curated record.
UAUAUAUAUAUAAUCCAAAAAACCCAAAGUGUCCAGUGUCCUUUAAAACUCUGCCCGAAACGUUGCUUCAUUUGCACAAAUAAAUUUCUUUCACUAUACCGGAGUGCUGCUGGAAUUUGUAUUGGAAUUUGCACUGGACCUGGGCAGACAGAGUCGCAGCUGGCACCCGACGCUACAAAAAGCGGUGAGAUUGAUUGUGUAGCACUACACUCUAUGCUUGUAUAUUGACUUUUUCUGCCAGUAUUGUGCUCCAAUCUAAUUAUACAAAUGUCUCAACCAAUACGCCAGGAACAACCUCUAACAUUUGCUUAUAGCGAACUAGACGCUACCAGGAUUAUUGAACAAAGUAGAUGUAGUAAUGCCUUUUUACAACCUGCAGCAGAUACCUCUAUAUUCAAGGAAUAUGAAAAAGAAAAACGUAAAUUGAUUGGAUUGGAUCUACAUGCUGCAACUCUGACUGAGUAUUAUAAACAAGGCCGGAUACCAAGAGGUUUGAGGGUUAAUUUACGCCCAACUAUAUUCAAAGAUAAUAAAACCUUUGCACAAAAAUAUGAACAAAUUAUUAAUAAAUGUUCAUUUGAUAUUAUCUUACUGAAUAUUGAGUUCUUACAGCGAGAAAUUGGAGAAAGUGAGAAACAGAUUGUAGAACUCGAUAGAAACCUGAGACAGCAUGUGCAGACCGAAGAUCAGCAGCUCCAGUUGCAGCGGAUCGAAAGUAAUCUGGUGAAGCACAGGAGUGAAAUCGAGGAACGGAAAAGGAGUAAAUUCCGAAGGGAUGAACUGGAUUACAGCUCCGGAUGCAUCUAUAACUGGCAGAGAGAAACCGGGGGACAUCGGGACCCAGGAGGACAACCCCGCCCCCAAUGGAGACGUCAUCAGUGGGAGACGCGGAGACAGAGAGCCAGGGAAACAGGCUACAGCGAUACCGACACCUCCACAGAUGGACGCCAACCGAGAGGAAUGGAUGGACGCGACGAGCAGGCUCUGGGCUAUCGGGACAGCGACUCCUCGCGAGAUGGCUCACAGACAGAUCUGUGCACAGCGCGGGCCACCACACCGUCUCCUUUUUUUUUAGAUGCAGGUCCCAGGCAAUACACCCGCCAAAAAGGAGAGGGGGCAGACGGCACAAACGUACCCUGGUACCGUCGCAGACAACCGGAACGGAAAGCACGGUGGACACGGAGGACCUAAUAGUGAAUAUCUCUUCCACACAACUAAGCAAGGAGGAAAUCGAUCUACUUAACAAAGAUUAAUACAGCUCGUGCUCUGGGAAUGGCUGUGUUUCUCAAUACAUAGGCAUUUUCGGCGCAGGAAUAGAGCACAUAAAUUGUGAGUAGUGAUUUUAAUGUAUGUUGCAAGACUUCCGGUUAAGCAAACCAUAUUACUGCAAGUUGCAGAGUUUUAAAGGACACUGGACACUUUGGACACUUUGGGUUUUUUGGAUUAUAUAUAUAAACAAAAGGUACUUGAAUAUUUAUUAUGUAUUUUAUGUAUUUUUAUAUGUCAUAAAGGGUUAAUAUAAAUUUUCACAUGGGAGGAGUAAAUGUGUUCUCCCCUCCCCCUACUGAGGUAUAUAAAGGCAUAAAUGUUACACUGGUGUUAAGCUUGAUAAAGGGCUGGUUAUGCCCGAAACGUUGCUUCAUUUGCACAAAUAAAUUUCUUUCACUAUACCGGAGUGCUGCUGGAAUUUGUAUUGGAAUUUGCACUGGACCUGGGCAGACAGAGUCGCAGCUGGCACCCGACGCUACAAAAAGCGGUGAGAUUGAUUGUGUAGCACUACACUCUAUGCUUGUAUAUUAAAUGUUACAAAAACAAGGUGAUCCUUUCAAAAGUGAAUUUAACCCACGGCGGAGGCAGAGGUCUGACCUAAGUCAGAGAUUUAAAUUAAUUCUAUAAGCGAAAGAAAAAAAGAACCCCAAUUGCCUCCCACUCGUACCGCAGUUCCUCAGAUA